Molecule: messenger RNA, 504 nt
Organism: Vicia faba (fava bean)
Lineage: Eukaryota; Viridiplantae; Streptophyta; Magnoliopsida; Fabales; Fabaceae
Source: the annotation of a GenBank genome assembly
AUGAAGGUAAAGAAAUGUCACUUCUCAGCUAGUAAGAAAGAUGUUUGGAAUCUUUACUACUUCUGCAAUGCCAAAAAAGGUAUAGUGACUAAAGCAUUGAAGAUUCUUUUGUCUAAAGUGUUUCAAGAGUUUCAUGGUUUGGUAAGGUUAGAGGCUUAUACUCUUUUGGAUAAUAAGGCUUCUCAAAGAGUGUUGGAAAAAGUUGGGUUCCAAAGAGAAGGAUUGCUUAGAAUUUUUUUUUACCUUAAAGGUCAAGAAAGGCGUUCAACCAUCCUCAGCACUAAAACUCCUGAAACACCUACUAUGGCUAUGAAUUUUAAACCUUACCAUAAUUCUGAGGGAGCUCAUGGUAAUGGUAACACCUGCUUCAUCAAACACGACUACCUUCCUGGUUAUCAUUACAAGAUUCAGAAGCCUUCGAUUAACAAUAUUGCGGCUUCUCAACCCUCUGAAGAUUCCAUGGAGUCUGCUCAAGAAUCUCAAACCUCUCUUGCUACCAUUUAA